UAUUUAUUAAAUUUUACAAAAAUACAUCUAAAUAAAUUUUUCAUUCAAACAUAUAAUUUUUUUGGAGAGAAUUCUGAAUUUAAUUACUUUAAAAUGCUGACUCAACAAUUAAUUUUUAACAAGGAAAAUAUUCAGGAAUUGAAUCUAAGAAAUAGUUUAGUUGGAGAUUUUUAUGGUAAAAUAUUAUUGGAAUGUAUUAAAGAGAAUUGUAACAGGAUAUCAAAAUUGAAUUUAGAAAAUUGUGGAUUUACAUCUGAAAUUGGAAAUAUUAUUGGAGAAGUAAUUGGUCAACAAAAAAAUCAUUUAAAAGAAAUAAACUUAAAAAGUAAUAUUUUAAAAUCAACUAUUGGACAAUGUAUAUUUGAGAAUAUUCAACAAAAUUGUUGCCAUAUUAUGAUUUUGAAUGUUGCAAAUUGUAGAUUUACAUCAAAAAUUGGUACUGUUUUUGGUGAUGCAAUUGGAAAACAAAAAGAAUUAAGAGAGUUGUAUAUAUGUAAUAAUUGUCUAGAUGAUUGUAUUGGAAAAAAUCUUUUUUUCAAUAUCAAAGAGAAUUGUAAUAAUAUUUCUCAUCUUGAUUUCGAAUCUUGUGAAUUCACAUCAAAAAUUGGAAAUAUAUUAGGUAAUGCUAUUGGUAAACAAAAGAAUUUAGUCUUUAUCAAUGGAUCCGAAAAUGAACUUGGAGAUUAUGUUGGAAAAAAUAUUUUUUAUAAUAUAAAGGAAAAUUGUAGUCUUCUACUCACCAUUAAUUUUUGGAAUUGUGGAUUUACACCGGAAAUUGGAAAUAUUCUAGGAGAUGCAAUCAGUCAACAAACUAAUAUUCAACAUCUUUUACUUUACAACAAUGAAUUUGGAGAUGAUGUUGGAAAAAAUAUAUUUUUGAACAUAAGAGAAAAGUGUUCAAAUAUAUUAACACUUGGUUUUGAUGCGUGUGGAUUCACAUCUGAAAUUGGAGAGAUUCUACGGGAUGCAAUUUAUCAACAAAAACAUCUUCAAAAUCUAGUCAUCAAUGAUAAUCAAUUAGGCAAUAUUGUAAUUAACAAUUUAUUAAAGGUUGUUGCGGAAAACUGUAAAAAUAUUUCAGCGAUCGACAUUGGAGAUUGUGCACCAACUACAACAACUUCACAGAGCGUUAUAGACGUUAUUAAUAAUGAUAAUUGCCUAGAAGAACUCAGUAUUAAAAAUGCCAUUUAUGAGUUUGAUUGUGCAAAAGAUAUAUUCUUAAAUAUUGGAAAUAGUGGUAAGAAUUUUUAUAGCCUAUGCUUUGGAAAUUGUUAUUUUCAUCCAGGAUUAACAGCUAUACUUACUGAUGGUAUCAUUAAACAAGAUAGAUUAAGAGAACUAUAUCUAUGGGAAAUUAGAUUGGGCAAUGAAGGCUGGAAAUAUGUUUUAUUAAAUUUGAAAAAUAACUGCCCCAACAUAUCCACCUUGGAUUUAUCUAAUAGUGGAAUUACUUCAGAUAUUGGAAAUGUUUUGGGUUAUGUAAUUAAAAAAAAGAAAUUUUUGAAACAAUUAUAUCUUUGGGAUAAUUAUAUUGAAGAUGAUGUUGGAGAACAUUUAUUUCAUUGUAUAAAAGAGACUCAUCAUACUAUAACACUUUUAAAUAUUGAUAAUUGUGGACUUACUUCAAAUAUUGGUAAUAUUUUGGGUGAUGCUAUUGGUCAACAGCAUUGUCUUAAAGAAUUAUUGUUAGGUAAUAAUCAGCUUGAAGAUACAGUUGGGAAAAAUAUCUUUGAAAAUAUUUGGAAAAAUUGUAGAAAACUUACAAAUAUUGAUUGUAUAAAUUGUGGAUUUACUUCAAAAAUUGGAGAUAGUAUUGGUAAUGCAAUUGGUUGUCAGAAAAAUCUUAAUGAAUUGCAUUUAGCUAAUAAUUUAUUUGGAGAUAAAGUUGGCAGAAAUAUAUUUCACAAUAUCAAGAAUAAUUGUGAAAUUAUUAAACUUUUAAGAGUUUUCAACUGUGGAUUUACUCACCAAAUUGGUAGUAUUAUUGGUGAUGCAAUAGGCAAACAAACAAGCCUACAAUUUCUUGAUAUAUCUGAAAAUUAUUUAGGAGAUUUUGUUGGAAAAUCAAUAUUUACAAAUAUUCGAUGGAAUUGUUCCAAAAUUUCAAAAUUUGGUUUGGGUAAAUGUGGAUUUACGGCAGAUAUUCAUAAUUCUCUUGCUACUGCAAUUGGCCAACAAUCUAACCUUAAAAGUUUACUUUUAUGGCAUAAUGAAAUUGGAGAUUUUAUUGGGAAAUAUAUUUUUCAAAUGAUAGAAAAAAAUUGUCAAAAAAUUUCUGACCUUAAACUAGAUAACUGUAGAUUUUCUUUUCAAAUCGGCAGUAUCAUUUCUAAUGCAAUUGGUCAACAAAAUGAACUUGAAACUUUGUCGCUUUGUAACAACGAUUUUAGAGAUGAUUUUGGUAAAAAUCUUUUUAAAAAAAUUUAUGAAAAUUGUCAAAAAAUCACAUGUUUAACUGUUGGAAAUUGUCAGUUUACUUCUAAAAUUGGAAAGAUUUUAUCAAAAGCAAUUUAUCAACAGAAAAAUUUAGAAAUAUUAGAUAUAAGUAACAAUAAAUUACAAGACAGUGCUGGAAGAGAAUUAUUGAAAAGUCUUGAGGAUAGCUGUACAAACCUUACUAAAUUAGAUAUAAGUAAUUGUGGAUUUACUUCAGCAAUUGGAUUGAUAUUAGGUGAUGCAAUCAGUCAACAAACUUCCCUAAUAUCGCUUACAAUAAAAAACAACCCUUUAGGGGAUAUUGUAGGGAAACAUCUCUUUUCAUCAAUAGCAAAGAACAAUAAUAGAAUUGAAUUAUUAAAUUUUAGUAAUUGUGAAUUUACAACAGAUGUUGGUUUUGUAAUGGCUAAGGCAAUUGGUUGUCUUAAAAAUUUGAAAAUAUUCAUAUGUCAGGAAAAUAACUUGGGAAAUUAUAUUGGAAAACAUCUAUUUAAGAAAAUCAAUGAAAAUUGUAGAAAUAUUGAAAAAAUUGAUUGUAAUACUUGUAACUUUACUUCUGCUCUUGGAAAUGUUGUUGGUGAUGCAAUAGGCAAGCAAACUUAUAUCAAAGAACUGUCAUUCUGGAACAAUCAAUUGGGAGAUGAUGUUGGUAGAAGUAUUUUUACAAAUAUUCAUAAAUAUUGCAGGAAUAUAAAAGUACUCAAUUUUGGAAAUUGUCAAUUUACAUCUGCAAUUGGUAACAUUAUUGGUGAUGCUAUUGGUGAACAAAGAGAUCUUAAUAAUUUAUACAUUUGGAACAAUGAUUUUGGAGAUGAUUUGGGAAAAUAUAUUUUCAAAAAUCUUCAAGAAAAUUGUUAUAAUUUAACAAAUUUAUAUAUUGGAUAUUGUGGAUUUACUUCAAAUUUGGGAAAUGUUAUUGGUGAGAUGAUAGGUCAACAAUACAAUCUACAAAGUUUGGUAAUGUGGGAAAAUUCAGUUGGAGAUCAUGUUGGAGAAGAAAUCUUCAACUGUAUAAAACAAAAUUGUAAUCAACUUUCAGUUAUUAAUUGCGAAUUGUGUAAUUUUACUUUUCAAAUUGGAAAUUGUAUUGGAGAAGCGAUUGCACAACAAAAGUAUCUUCAAAAUUUCAAUAUUGCUAAGAAUUUUCUACAAGAUGAUGUUGGAAGGAAUAUAUUUGAAAAUAUGAAAGAAAAUUGCUAUAAUAUAUCCAAACUUAUAUUUGAUCAUUGUGGAUUUACAACAGACAUUGGGUAUAUUUUAGGAGAUGCAAUUGGCCAACAAAGUAGACUUCAAGAAUUAACAUUCUCCAAUAAUCAAUUAGGGGAUACAGUUGGAAUUAAUCUGUUUCAUAGACUCAAGGAAAAUUGCUUCAGUAUCACAGUAUUGAAAUUUGAAAAUUGUGGAUUUACUGCAAAUAUUGGAGAUUUUUUAGGAGAUCUAAUUGGCCAACAGACCUACCUUAGCGUAUUGAAUAUUGCAAAUAAUCAAUUUGGAAAUGAUGUUGGAAAAUGUCUAUUUCAAAAUAUUAAAAAGUAUUGUAAAAAUAUUUGUGAAAUUCAAUGCAAUAAUUGUGGGUUUACCUCAAAAAUUGGAAAUAUCAUAUACGACGCAAUUGUUUGUCAAAAACAAUUGCAAUAUUUUCAUAUUUGGAAUCAUCAAUUUUUGUAUAGAAUUGAUCAUCAUCUAUCUACAGAUAUUUUGGUUAGGAAUAGAUUAGGAUAAUCAAAACAAACUCAUUAUUUCAUCAUCUCUAUAUCAAUAGAGAACCAUUACAUUUUUUGAUUAGUCAAAAUUGCUUGUAUUUGUCUUGGCUAAGGAGAAAUGAUACUAAAGAUAUUAUAAUACAUUUCCUACUAAUGAAAAAAAAAAUCUAGUGCUGGAUGAUUCUGUCUAUUUGUUGUUUAAUAGAAAAUGAUCAGUCGUCACAUUUUUUGGUGUUUGGAUUGAGUAACAAUUUUCAAAUAACCAAAUGUUUGCUCAUUGUAUACAUUGACAAGUUACGAAAACUAGUGUUCAAUGUUGAAGGUGUACAAAGCCAGUUCCAGCAGAGUUUGUUUCCAAUUGAUCUUUCCAAUACUUUGAUUAUGAAAACAUUUUUAAAUAUUAAGAAAAUAUAUUUUACUAUUGUCAUUUCCGGUUUGUUUAAUUAAUAGAAUAAUAGAAAUAGAGCUGAUUUGUUGAGUCAUGUUAAGGAUACUGGGAGUGGUAGUCAUUGUUUCAUCCUCUAUUAUUCAACAAAAAGGAAAUAUUUUCAUAAGAGUAAACAUGAACACAAUCAUAACAAAAGGAAAAAAGUCUUAUCUUUUCCCACUCCUUGGAUGUUUUUCCCACCCUUUAGGACGUUUUUUCCCAUACUCAAUAGGAGGAAGAUUUUGGCAAGUGAUUGCCAAUAAAGGUGACAGGAUUGGAAAAUAACUGUUAGACCAAUACAAAAUAUAGAAAAUAUACAAAAAAAAACAAAACAAAGACAAACUAUUCCAACUUCCUAGUUAUUGAAAAUAGAUAUACUUUUCAUAAUUUCCCGAAAAUGUAGUUUAUAUAGAGAAAUUUAAUCUUAAGUGAAUCUGUUUUGUCAUUUGUAAAAGAACAUAUGUAAUCUUUUAUUAAAGGUCAGCAUUUGGUGGAAAAACUUGAGGUUCUAUUUGUGUGAGUACUUUCGUUAAUUGGUAAAUGAUUGCAAACAACAAAUAUUGUGGUGAAGAGCCAGAAACCUUGACAAUUACAAUACAACAAUAUACACUAUGUAACAUACACAGGAAUAUACAAUAACAUUCAAUCCAAUUAUACUUCAAUUAGUUAUCUUAGAGGCUUUGUUUUUAGGAUAAAGUCCUUUUUAAACUAUCUUUCAGGUUUUCUCAAGAAGAUUUGUUUAAAUACAUUUUAGUAAUAAGGAAUGCUAAAAUAAUUUUCUAACAUAAAGUAUUGAAAUAAGGGACCUUGACCUUACUGUAUUUGAGGAAGAAAACAGAUAUAUAUUUUUCAUAGACUUAAUGUAACUAAAAUAUUCAGAUUUACAUGAUAAUACUCUUUGUUUUAAAACCAAGACAGUACCAUUAAGGUCAAGGUCAUUUUUAACACUGUUUUUGGAACAAACUGUCAUAAAAAAAUAAAAUUAAACAUA
This is a messenger RNA of Dimorphilus gyrociliatus, 5557 nucleotides long. NCBI's taxonomy places the organism in Eukaryota, Metazoa, Annelida, Polychaeta, Dinophilidae. The record is from the annotation of a GenBank genome assembly.